Stylophora pistillata is the source of this 7187-nucleotide messenger RNA. RefSeq lists its product as uncharacterized. NCBI's taxonomy places the organism in Eukaryota, Metazoa, Cnidaria, Anthozoa, Scleractinia, Pocilloporidae. The record is from RefSeq and is a predicted model, not a curated record.
CUGACACAAUGGGCUUAAGCGCCAAACUCAUUGCUCUAUUAGAAGCCAUUGUGCUUUUUGGAUAUGUGCAUGGAGACUGUAACUCUCCACUUGGUCUCCAAAGCGGGGAUAUUCCCAAUUCGGACAUCACCGCCUCCUCCGAGUGGGCUGCAAACCACGGGCCCAGCAAUGCAAGGCUCAAUCGUCCAGCUGGUGGAGGUAAGACAGGAGCUUGGUCAGCUAAGGCAAACGACAAGGGACAGUGGAUUCAAGUGAAUUUUCGACAACUGACUCGUGUGACUAAGGUGGCAAUUCAAGGAAGACAAGAGUAUCCGCAAUGGGUUACUGCUUUUAAAAUAUCUUACAGUCUGGAUGGAAGAAACUUUCAAUAUUUGGAGAAGGUAUACCACGGCAACAACGACCAAAACAGCGUCGUGGUAAACACUUUAAUGACACCGAUUGAAGCUCGCUUUGUCCGUCUUCACCCAUACGCCUGGUAUGGGCACAUCUCCAUGAGAAUGGAGCUUUAUGGCUGCAGUUUGAAACCAGAAUGUAGACGUCCACUGGGAAUGGAGAAUUAUCGAGUUCCUGACUCAGCCAUUACUUCGUCUUCUCAGUGGGACGCCAACCAUGGACCCUCCAAUGCCAGACUUGACAGACCCAGUGGUGGAGGCAAGACUGGCGCCUGGUCAGCUAGGACAAAUGAUGUAAACCAAUGGAUUCAAGUGACAUUUUCUGAAAUCACUAAAGUGACAGGAGUUGGAAUCCAGGGCAGAUAUGAUUACAACCAAUGGGUUACUAAGUUUAAAGUCUCUUACAGUCUUGAUGGUAUCCAUUUCUCUACCCUAAGUAAGGUAUUCAACGGAAAUAACGACCGAAACACUAUCGUGGUCCCCGAUUUAGAGGCACCCUUUCAAGCUCGUGUAGUCCGCAUUAAUCCGUUAGAAUGGUAUGGACAUAUAUCCUUAAGAAUGGAAUUCUACGGAUGCCAAUUGUCAUCUGAAUGUGCAACUCCUUUGGGAAUGGAAAACAGGUUUAUCCCCAAUUAUGCCAUUACAGCUUCCUCAGAGUGGGCAGCAAAUCAUGGUGCUUCCAAUGCAAGACUUUAUCGCCCAGCAGGUGGUGGAAGGACUGGUGCAUGGUCUGCUAAAAUAAACGACAAAUCACAAUGGAUUCAGGUGGAUCUUCGCGGGAUUUAUAAAGUGACAAAGGUUCUUACGCAGGGAAGGCAGGAUUAUGCACAGUGGGUGACCCAAUUCAAAAUUUCCUACAGUUUAGACGGAACUCACUUUACAUCUCAGAACAAGGUAUACCAAGCGAACUCGGACCAGAAUACGGUGGUGGUGAACGUUUUAGAGAAGCCCAUCGAUGCUCGCUUCAUCCGUCUUCUUCCCCAACUUUGGCAUGGUCACAUUUCGUUAAGGAUGGAACUGUACGGUUGCAGUUUGAAAACAGAUUGUUCCUCGCCAAUGGGAAUGGAGAAUAAACUGAUACCGGAUUUUGCAAUCACCGCCUCGUCUGAGUGGAAUACAGGUCACGGAGCUAAAAAUGGAAGACUGUACUUUAUGGCAGGCGGAGGAAGGACUGGUGCUUGGUCUGCAAAAACAAACGACAGAUCCCAAUGGAUUCAAGUAGAUUUAGGAGAAGUUCAAAAAGUAACGCAAAUUGCUAGUCAGGGGCGUUCAGACUAUGCUCAGUGGGUGACGAGCUACAGAGUGUCUUACAGCACAUUAGGGAAGGAUUUUCAGCACCAAGAUCUUGUUUACCGCGCCAACAGUGACCAACAUAGUGUUGUUGUGAAUAGUCUUGUUAAACCAAUAGAGGCUCGCUUUGUCAGAAUAAUGGUUGAAGGAUGGAAAGGUCACAUUUCCAUGAGGUUUGAAGUUUACGGAUGCCAUGUUCAUGCAGAGUGUGAAACGUCACUUGGACUGACCAAUAAGAAAUUGCCAAACUCAGCACUACGUGCCUCCUCUGAGUGGAAUGGAGCACAUGGAGCCAGCAACGCAAGACUAUACCAUGUGUCAGGCGGUGGCAGAACGGGAGCCUGGUCCGCCAAGGUCAAUAACAAGGGGCAGUGGUUGGAAGUAGAUCUUGGUGAGACGACCAAAGUUACCAUGGUAGCGACUCAGGGUCGGUACGACUACGAUCAGUGGGUGCAAAGCUACAAAGUGGCGCACAGCAAAUAUGGCGAUCAUUUUGAAUUCCAAAACAAGGUAUACGAAGGUAACAAGGACAGGAAUAGUGUAAUCAUCAAUAAGCUGAUCCAGCCAAUCGAAGUUCGAUUCGUUCGAAUUUAUCCCGAAUCUUGGCAUGGACACAUGUCUAUGAGGGCGGAAUUCUAUGGCUGCACAAUUUCCUCAGAAUGCAGUUCUCCAUUAGGAAUGGAAAACUAUCAUAUACCAGACUCAGCCAUAACAGCUUCUUCGCUCUGGGAUCCCAACCAUGGACCAAACAAUGCCAGAAUCUACCACAUGGCUGGAGGAGGAAGAACAGGGGCCUGGUCUGCUAAGACAAAUGACAAGGGACAAUGGAUUCAGGUGAAUCUUAGUAGAGCUGUGGAGGUGACCAAAAUCGGGAUCCAAGGUCGUCAUGACUACGCUCAAUGGGUCACAAAAUUUAGAGUGGCCUACAGCACGGAUGGUCAGCACUUUACACUUCAGAAUCAGGAGUAUUCAGGGAACAGGGAUCAAAAUACUCUGGUUAUAAACGACCUUGCCAAAUCAAUCAAGGCACAGUACGUCCGUAUUCUUCCCCAAGAAUGGCAUGGACACAUCUCUUUGAGAAUGGAGCUUUACGGGUGUGAUUCUUCAGGGGCUAUCGACGGUGGUUACUCUGAAUGGAAAGAUUGGGGUAUAUGUUCGGCGACGUGUGGUGGAGGAACACGUUCAAGAAGCCGGUCAUGCAAUAAUCCUGUUCCACAGAAUGGUGGUGCAGACUGCUCAUCCCUGGGACCUAGUGAGGAAUUUGAGUCUUGUAAUAAGCAACCUUGCAAAGGAUAUGGCCCUGAAGAUUGUGACGCCCCUCUUGGCAUACAAAGUGGAGAAAUACCAAAUUCUGAUAUCACCGCCUCCUCCGAAUGGGCUGCAAACCACGGGCCCAGCAAUGCAAGGCUCAAUCGUCCAGCUGGUGGAGGUAAGACAGGAGCUUGGUCAGCUAAGGCAAACGACAAGGGACAGUGGAUCCAGGUGAAUCUUCGUCAACUAACUCGUGUGACUAAGGUGGCAAUUCAAGGAAGACAAGACCAUCCGCAAUGGGUUUCUGCAUUUAAGAUAUCUCACAGUCUAGAUGGAAAACAGUUUGAAUAUCAAGACAGGAUAUACGAUGGAAGCAAUGAUCAAAACAGUGUUGUAAUGAACACGUUGAUGGAACCAGUCAUCGCCAGGUUCGUCCGUCUUCAUCCGUACGUCUGGUAUGGACACAUUUCACUGAGAAUGGAGCUUUAUGGUUGCAGCUUGAAACAAGAAUGUCUAUCUCCUCUGGGUAUGGAAACCUACAGGAUUCCCAACUCAGCCAUAACCGCUUCCUCAGAGUGGGACGUUAACCAUGGCCCUACAAAUGCCAGGCUUAACAGACCCAGUGGUGGAGGCAAGACUGGUGCCUGGUCAGCCAAGAGAAAUGAUGAAAGCCAGUGGAUUCAAGUGACCUUUCCUGAAAUCACUAAAGUAACAGGAGUUGCAAUCCAGGGCAGAUAUGACUACAACCAAUGGGUUACUAAGUUCAAAGUGUCUUACAGUCUUGAUGGUAUUCAUUUUGUGACCAUACCUAUGGUAUACAACGGAAAUAAGGACCGAAACGGAAUUGUCAUCAACGAUUUAGAAGCACCCAUUGAAGCUCGAAUAGUUCGCUACAUUCCAGUUGAAUGGUAUGGACACAUAUCCCUUAGGAUGGAGCUUUAUGGUUGCCAUUUAUCAUCAGAGUGUGCAACACCUUUGGGUAUGGAAAACAGGUUUAUUCCCGACUACGCCAUAACAGCUUCGACUGAGUGGGCGGGAAAUCAUGGUGCUUCCAAUGCAAGGCUGCAUCCCUCAGCAGGCGGUGGAAAGACUGGUGCCUGGUCUUCGAGGGUUAACGACAAAUCACAAUGGAUUCAGGUGGAUCUUUGAGGGAUGUACAAAGUAACAAAGAUUCUAACCCAGGGAAGGCAAGAUUAUGCGCAAUGGGUGACUCAGUACAAGGUUUCGUAUAGCUUGGACGGAACUCAUUUUAUAUCUCAGAACAAGGUGUACCAAGCGAACAGGGACCAAAAUACAGUGGUAGUCAAUGCCUUAGAGAAGCCCAUAGAGGCGCGCUUUAUUCGCCUCCACCCCCAAUUAUGGCAUGGUCACAUUUCGUUGAGAAUGGAGCUUUAUGGUUGCAGUUUGAAAACAGAUUGUGCCUCGCCAAUGGGAAUGGAGAGUAAAUUUCUACCAGAUUACGCAAUCACCGCUUCGUCUGAGUGGAAUUCAGGUCAUGGAGCCUCAAAUGCUAGGCUGUACUUUAUGGCAGGUAGGGGAAGGACUGGUGCAUGGUCUGCAAGAGCAAACGACAGAUCACAAUGGGUUCAGGUGGACUUUGGGAAGAUCAAGAGAGUGAUGCAAAUUGCCAGUCAAGGCCGUUCAGACUACGCACAGUGGGUGACCAAAUACAGGGUCUCGUACAGUACAUUUGGAAAAACGUUUGCGCUUCAAGAUCAGGUUUACCAAGCUAAUAGCGACCAGCACAGCGUUGUUGUCAAUACUCUCGUUAAACCCUUCGAGGCUCGUUUCGUUAGGAUAAAACCUGAAGAAUGGCAUGGCCACAUUUCAAUGAGAUUUGAACUUUAUGGAUGCGACGUCUUUGAAGGAUGUGUGACGCCGCUCGGACUGACCAGUAAGAAGUUACCCAACUCGGUGUUAACAGCCUCUUCAGAGUGGAAUGGAAAUCAUGGGGCCAGCAAUGCAAGACUCUACUUCGUGUCAGGUGGUGGGAGGACUGGGGCCUGGUCUGCCAAACUGAACAAUAAAGGGCAGUGGUUACAAGCAGAUCUUGGCAAGACGACUACUGUUACUAUGGUGGCGACUCAGGGACGGUACGACUAUGAUCAGUGGGUAAAAAGCUUUAAGGUGGCUUACAGCAUGUACGGGAGUCAUUUUGAAUUUCAAAACAAGGUGUAUGAUGGCAAUACAGACAGGAAUAGCGUUAUCGUCAAUAGGUUGAUUCAACCAAUUAAAGCACGUUUCGUUCGUCUCUAUCCUGAGAGUUGGCAUGGGCACAUGUCCAUGAGAAUGGAACUGUAUGGUUGUGAAAUAUAUUCAGGAUGUUCUUCGCCACUGGGAAUGGAGAACAAUCGCAUACCAGACUCAGCUAUAACAGCUUCCUCAGAGUGGGAUCGCAACCAUGGACCGAACAAUGCGAGAAUUUACCACAUGGCUGGAGGUGGAAGAACAGGGGCGUGGUCUGCGAAGAAAAAUGACGAAGGACAAUGGAUUCAAGUCAAUCUUGGUAAAAUUGUGGAGGUGACCGAAAUAGGGAUCCAAGGCCGUCAAGAUUACGCUCAGUGGGUCACCAAAUACAAGUUGUCUUACAGCACAGACGGUCAUCACUUUACAUUUCAGAAUCAGGAAUACCUUGGGAAUAAAGAUCAGAAUACCCUCGUCAUUAACGACUUGGUCCAGCCAAUCAAGGCACAGUACGUCCGAAUCCUUCCACAAGAAUGGUAUGGUCACAUCUCGAUGAGAAUGGAGCUGUAUGGCUGUGUUUCAAAACCUGUUAAUGGUGGAUACUCCGCUUGGGGACCGUAUGGUGAAUGCAGUAAGCCAUGUGGUGGAGGAGAACAAACUCGAAGGCGUACCUGUACCAAUCCACCACCAGCACACGGCGGUAAAAACUGCGCCAGUCUGGGACCAGACUUCUCAACCAAAGAAUGCAACACUCAAAACUGCCCAAUUGAUGGUGGUUAUAGCAAAUGGCUAGAAUGGAGCGAUUGUUCUGCCACCUGUAAUGGAGGCAGCAGAGUACGCAGCAGGAAAUGUGACAACCCUGCUCCACAGUAUCAAGGAAAGAAUUGCGUUGGACCCUCGCUGGAGACAGAGGAUUGCAAUAAGGAAGGAUGCCCAAUAAACGGUGGUUAUGGACCAUGGGGUUCUUGGGCUGAUUGUUCUAAAACGUGUGGAAAAGAGAAGGGCAUGAAGAGACGCGUCAGGUUGUGCGAUCAUCCAGCACCAGAGAAUGGCGGAAAGGAUUGUUCCGGUCUUGGAGUAGAUAGCGAGACAAAGCCAUGCACACCACCAAUAAAGAAAUGUCCAGUGGACGGUGGAUGGGGAGAAUUUGGUGAGUGGAGUGAGUGCUCGGUUACAUGUGGAGGAGGAGAACAGAUCAGGGAACGAAAAUGUAACAAUCCUAAGCCUGGAGCUGGUGGGAAAGAUUGCGAAGGAGACUAACAGGAGACCAACGAGUGCAACACCUUUAAGUGUGGACCUGAAUGGAGGCCCGUUGGCUGCUUCAUGAAUAGCGAUCGCGCCCUUGGACAGCUCCUUGAGAGAGUCGGUAGCAAGCCAUCAAUAAGCUCCCGCUACGCAGCUUGCACUUCAGCGGCUGACAGUGGAGAUGUUACCCUGUUUGGUAUGGACGACAGGAGAUGCUGGACUGGUGAAAACACUGAGAGUAUACGUACAUUCGAUAAAUAUGGAACAUCAGGAACGUGCAAGACAAGGAAGGGAUUAAGUGGCGGACUUUCAGAGUAUGAAACGAUGUUUGUUUACAUCAAAGAGGAAGGCGAAUGGAAGCAAAAAGGCUGCUACAUCAACAAGGGACCUAUUCUGGCUCUACCAGACUCGAUAGAUGACACUGUUGAAAACUAUCAAGGAAACGAAAACAUUUUUGAUCACUGCAGAAAGAAGGCUGAGUCUUUUGGCUACAAGCUAUUCGGUGCUGACGAUAAGACAUGCUGGGCAGAUAAGAGUGGCAAAAAUAAGUACGAACUGUACGGGAAAUCUUCACACUGUUCCAUUGGGAAAAGUGGUAAAGGAUCCGGAAGAGAUAUUAACGGUGACAUGUUCGUUUAUCGUUUUGAGUAAUAAUUGUUGAGGUAAAGGAAACCAAAUUCAGGAACGGACGACUCAUAAAGCCGGAAAUAGAUACAGUAUACAGCAUAAUGUGAAACAGUAGUCUAGCGCCUUUGUGUGGGUCUUGGCCACAGGAGCAGCUUCUAGAACACGUAGUGGGUAAAUAAAGGACAUUCAAAAAUACAA